Messenger RNA from Euleptes europaea (tarantolino), 5145 nucleotides. It is a transcript of the gene DISP2, whose product is annotated as dispatched RND transporter family member 2. The transcript has 11 exons. NCBI's taxonomy places the organism in Eukaryota, Metazoa, Chordata, Lepidosauria, Squamata, Sphaerodactylidae. The record is from RefSeq and is a predicted model, not a curated record. Bases 1 to 5127 code for a protein of 1708 amino acids.
AUGCACCAGGACAGAGGCCAGGAACAGCAGAUUUCAAUUAUCAGCUCUUAUUAUCCUGAACAGGAGAAGCUCAGCAUUCAGAAUCCAGAGCCAAAAAACCACAGCACGAGAAGCACAGUGGAUGCCACAACCAUGGCCAAACUCAUUGUCAUGAGAAGGGCCAAGGUCACGGACAGUGUCCAGGGAAAGGGGUUGAGAGCCUCCAGAGGCGGAGUCCGAGUGGCCAGCCGCCCCGCCCACCCUCCCGCUCCCUCUGCUGCCAUUGGCCCACGCGCCCGCCUCGGCCCGGUCCCCUCCCCAGCCGGCCCCGGCAGGGUCGGCGCAGGCGCUUUGCCGGCCGAGGACGCAGCCGCUGCGGCGCUGGGGAGCGCGUCCAGCACCGCGGAGCUGCGGACAGCGCCCGCCGCCCAAGAGCCGGGACCAUGGCGGAGGGCCAGGCGGGCUGCCCGGCGCCGGAGGCGGCGCGCCCGGAGGCAGGCUGCUGCUCCUCCAGGUAAGGCGGGGCGGCCAGGCGGGGCCGGGGGCCGCGGGUCGGACCGGCUCCCCGUUUGCGGCGCGCCCCUCCCCAGGCCCGGGGGCCUCCUCGCCCGCCUUCCUCCCUCCCUGGCCCCAGCGCCCCCCACCCGCCCCCUCCCGGGCCCGGGGCCACCCCCGAGACGAGCGGUCCCUCUCCCAGACAAUGGAGGCUCUCUCCGCUGGGCGGUGGGAGGUGGGGGCGGGGCCCUGGCCGAGCCUCUGCUCGGCACGCAGGAGGUCGCAGGUUCCAUCCCCGGCAUCUCCCGCUCAAGAGAACAAAUAAACCCAGAACCUUGUCAAAACUGUCUUAAUGUGCCAGAGAUCAGGAAGACAGAGCCAAGCCACAGUGGAGUUUUUUGGGAAAGAAGAUGUCCAGUCCAUCACUGCCCAAUCGAUACUUCUCCCAGCUCAGUGAGAUACCAUCAGCCCUCGUCUAGCCACAUGCACGCGCCGAUCUCCACUCGAUCCAAUGGCCAGGUGCCGUCUGGCUCCCAGGACUCUUUUCAGCCUCACCUGUAUUAUCACUGCAACCAGCAAGAAACCCGAAGCAGCUACGCCUUGCCCCAUCUGCCUGGGGAUGGGGAGAGAGCUACGUUGUGCUCCCAUCGCUCCAGUGGAGAUUCGUCAUCCUCUCCUCAGCAUGAGUCCGCUGAAAGCAGAUGGAAACAGUGGCCACAAGACCAGCAGCAGCUACGGCCGAUUCAACACCAUAUUGUAACAGUCAGACAUGACAAAGCAUUCCGGAUGCCAAAGAGUUUUUCUCAAGUGAUUGCAGAGUGGCCGGUUGCAGUCUUGCUUCUCUGUUUGGUGACAGUGUUGAUUUGUACUUUGGUGGGUCUGUUGGUGGAAAAUUUGCCAGAUUUUUCUGAACCCUUAAUGGGAUUUGAACCACGAGAUACUGAGAUUGGCAGAAAGCUCACAGUCUGGAGGAACGUGAAAGGCCAGACAGGCAAUGGAAAGACUCUGUCACUAUUUCCCUACACUGAUUACAGCUAUGGAGACAUGAACAUGAACAGAGGGCAGAGGUUCAUGCAAGGUGAACGAGAAGCCAGAAUAAGGAGGAUGGUGGAGCCAGACUAUGAAAAGGAAGGUUUCUUUUGUGGUCCUCCAGGGAAGAGUUAUUCUCAACUGGUAUUUAUGUCCACAACUGCUGGGAGCUUAUGGAACUUGCAAGCAAUAAAGUCCAUGUGUCAAAUGGAACAAGACAAGAUCCGUUCUCAUGCUCAGUUUGGGAAUCUCUGCCAACGGUCUGAAUCCAAUGAGUGCUGUCCCAGUUGGUCUCUUGGAAACUAUAUUGCUGUCUUAUACAACCGGUCUUCUUGCUUAGAGAUUACCGAAGCCGAUGUGUCCCAGACCCUCGCCCUCCUUCGUUUUUGUGCUCCUGACUAUCACAAAGGGGUCCUCAUUCCUUCUUGUAUUGGCCCCAAGGCAGAAAGAGAGAAACAUGUGCAGUGUUCCAAAGUCCCAGAGAAAUGCACUCGCUUCCAUGCUGUUUACCAGCUUCUUCAUUUCUUAGUUGACAGAGAUUUUCUCAGCCUGCAGACAGUGGGAUACCAAGUGCCAACCCUGAAAUACAGCCUGCUGUUUUUACCUACCAUGAAGGGAGACUCUAUGAUGGGAAUCUACCUGAACAACCUUGAGUCAUGGGACUUGUUUGAUAAUUACACCUCCAUCACUGGAAUGGAUCUGGGCCUUAAACAGAAAUUAUUCCAGCAUUACCUUUUAGUAGAUACUGUGUAUCCAGUCCUGGCAAUUCUGGCCAUAUUUCUAAGCAUAUUAUUUUAUUUACGCUCAAUCUUUAUUACUUUGAUCAUCUUAAUGAUAGUCUUUGGUACCUUGAUGAUUUCCUAUUUCUUGUACAAGGUGGCCUUCAGAUUUGCCUACUUCCCUUUUGUAAACCUAACUGCAGUUGUCAUUCUCAGUAGUAUUUGUGCCAACCACACCUUUGUCUUCUUUGACCUCUGGAACCUUAGCAAGAGCCAAAACCCAUCUGCUGGGCUGCUGCAGUGGGUAAGUCUAACCAUGCACCACUUUGGCUAUCUCAUGAUGGUUUCUUGCUUGACAACCAGUGCUGCUUUCUACACUAGCUACAUGAGCAACAUCAUUGCCAUCCGCUGCUUUGCCAUCUAUAUGGGCACUUCUGUCUUGGUAACCUUGAUAUUCAUGUUGACAUGGCUUCCUUCAUCGGUUGUGCUGUAUGAACGUUACAUAGCAAGGAACUGCAUUUAUAAACCAGAAGAUUAUUGGGAUAACAGUGGGCAUAAGAGUGUCAUUCUCUCUUUCCAUCACAUCCUCAGGAGACUCCAGAAUACCUGGUGCAAAACCUCCAAGCUAUUAUUUGAAAAAGUGCUUCCUUGUGGGGUCAUAAAAUUUCGUUAUAUCUGGAUCUGCUGGUUUGCUGCCUUGGCGAUAGGUGGGGCUUACAUUUCUUGUCUCAACCCUAGACUGAAACUCCCCACUCUUGAGAUGUCAUCUGUACAGGUGUUUAGGUUGAGUCACCCAUUUGAGAGGUAUGAUGCUGAAUACUGCAAUGAGUUCAUGUUUGAAAGACUGGAACGAGGAGAAGAUCUGCGCAUGCCCAUCACUAUUGUAUGGGGCAUACUUCCUAUAGAUAAUGGGGAACAUUUUAAUCCCAAGAGCAAUGGCACUCUGGUGAUGGAUACAACAUUUACAGUCGACAGUCCUGAAGCACAAAGGUGGCUGUUGGACUUUUGCCAAAAAGUGAAGAAUCAGACUUUCUACUACUCUGACCUAGAGCAAAAGGCCACAGUUUGUUUCAUGGAGGAAUUUCACCGCUGGAUGGACAGCCGCCAAUGCUCUAAGCGGGAUCAUAGCUUCAACCUCUGCUGUAAUCACGUCUUCCCAUAUGAAAGAGAAGUCUUCCUUCAUUGCAUCAAGAUGAUGAUAAUGGAACAAAACAGAGAUGAGGAUGAAACUCAUGACCUAGGUCUCAGAUUUGAUGAACGGGGAAAUCUAGUUGCUUUGGUGCUACAGUUUCAAACUAUUUACCACUACAGCUUCAACUACAGCAAAACCAAACAUUUCUAUGAUGAAAUUGGCCUCUGGGUAGGAGAAGAGAUGAGGACAGCCCCUAUAGGGCUUCGGAACGGCUGGUUCACUAGUAAACUGGAACUUUAUAACCUCCAGCACAGCGUUGAUACCGAGACGAUGGUCGUGGUGGGUUUGUCAAUAGCCGUCUCUUUUGUGGUUCUGUUGCUCACCACUUGGAAUGUCCUUCUUAGCAUCUUCUCCAUUAUAGCGAUCACAGGAACUGUUUUGGUAACUGUUGGGCUUUUGGUCCUUCUGGAAUGGCAGCUCAGUGCUAUGGAGUCCCUCUUUGUUUCGGCAGCAGUGGGUCUUUCCAUAGACUUCACAGUGAACUACUGCAUUUCCUACCACUUGUGUCCUCACUCAGAUCGCCUGAAUCGUGUGGCCUUCUCCCUGAAACAGAUGAGCUGUGCCACCGUCAUAGGGGCCUCUGCUUUGUUUUCUGCCGGUAUCAUCAUGUUGCCUGCCACCGUGCUGGCAUAUAGGAAGCUGGGCAUUUUCCUGAUGAUGAUCAAGUGCGUCAGCUGUGGAUUUGCAAGCUUCUUCUUCCAGUCACUGUGCUGCUUCUUUGGACCAGAGAAAAACUGUGGUCAGAUCCUUUGGCCUUGUGCUCAUGCUCUCAAGGACUAUUCGGACGACCCCAGUUCCAACAGAACAUUUGCCUGUGAUGUAAAUGAGAAUCAGAAACGACUACAAAAACGUCAAGAAUCCAACAGUGCCAAUGAACAGUAUGAGCUCCAGCCACUGGCCAGGAAGCUUAGCGACAGCUUUGAUAACAGCACAUCCACAAGCAAGUUAUCCAACCGGCCAUCUGUCCUGUCUGAUGACCUCCAGCUCCAAGACAGUAGGGACCCUAGAAUGCAAAUCCACCCUUCCUUUGAAAGGGACGGACAGAAGCUAGAGCAGACAGGAGGACACCAUGUAGCUCUCUGUCAAUGUCCUGCCUUGCAAACAUCUUCUCCUUACAAACCUGGCGGUAACUCAGGAACUGAACCAAAAAGUCAUAGAAAUGGGCUGUGCAGAAACUGCAGAUGUCAAAAGUACACCCCAAAGAUGUGGGAUCAUCUUCAGUCAACCAGCACAAUAGACAAUGGACUCCUUAAUAAAUCUCACUGUUCAAGCAACACCGAUCAACAGAAAUCAGAUUAUACCUCAGAAAACAGUGAUCUGCCAGAAGCAGAACUGUACGAACUUCACAGAUGCCUUUAUUCUACUGGCAGCUCUACCAGUGUUCGGAACAUCUCCAGCGAGACCACCCUCAGUGACUUGGAACCAAGCAUAAAACUUGUGGAGUCAGCUAGUUCUUGUCCGAGCCACUUAGACAUCUCCGAUUCUUGCUGUUCGACCCAGAGAGGUCAACUGAACGGAAAGAGAGACACCUUGAAGCUGGAUCUCAGAGAGACUGUCUUUGACACACCUGCAUCGGUGUCUCAGCAAAACAGCUGUCUGAGGAAAACUCGGUUUGGGACAGGGGGAGAGAAUCCAGUUGUUUUGCCUAACAGCAAACCAGAUAUGCCUGAUGUUUGGAUCAAACGCUCUGGUUUGCAAAACCCGGGAUACUGAAGCUGAAACCUGAGACAA